Messenger RNA from Lontra canadensis (Northern American river otter), 524 nucleotides. RefSeq names its product protein FAM237B. The record is from RefSeq and is a predicted model, not a curated record. The transcript is spliced from 3 exons. The coding region runs from base 44 to 499 and encodes 151 amino acids. Lineage: Eukaryota; Metazoa; Chordata; Mammalia; Carnivora; Mustelidae.
GGAGCACCGCGCUGGACGCGCGCCUCGGCGCGGAAGAGAGACAAUGAGUUUUGCCACAAGAAGAUGGUUCUACCUACCACUGGGAUGCAUGAUGUUGAUCAAUCUGAUGAAUGCUGAUUUUGAAUUUCAAAAGGGGGUGCUUGCCAGCAUCAGCCCAGGCAUCAUGAAAGAUAUUGAUUUCCAGUGCUGGAAUGCUUGCUCUUUGACGUUGAUAGAUCUCAAGGAACUCAAGAUACAGCACAAUGUGGAUGCUUUCUGGAAUUUCAUGUUGUUCUUGCAAAAAUCCCAACGGCCUAGACAUUACAAUGUCUUCUUAAGCAUAGCUCAGGAUUUCUGGGACAUGUAUGUAGACUGCUUGCUUUCACGAUCUCAUGGAAUGGGCAGAAGACAGGUGAUACCUCCCAAGUAUAAUUUUCCACAGAAGGUAACAGGAGGAUCCUGUCUAGGACACCACCUUAUAUUGAGUUAUCUUGUCUCCUUAGGCUCCAAGAUGUUUUAAAUGACCUUGAGAAUUUUGAUCACUG